This is a messenger RNA of Lynx canadensis (Canada lynx), 1614 nucleotides long. RefSeq names its product G protein subunit beta 2 (gene GNB2). Gene Ontology annotation, biological process: G protein-coupled receptor signaling pathway. The coding region runs from base 222 to 1244 and encodes 340 amino acids. Gene Ontology annotation, molecular function: protein binding; signaling receptor complex adaptor activity. The transcript is spliced from 10 exons. NCBI's taxonomy places the organism in Eukaryota, Metazoa, Chordata, Mammalia, Carnivora, Felidae. Gene Ontology annotation, cellular component: heterotrimeric G-protein complex; cytoplasm. The record is from RefSeq and is a predicted model, not a curated record.
CAGCGCUGGACGGUUGAGUUGGGGUGACUGAGGAAAUCCAUCCGCGUCGCCGCCGCUGCCGCCUCCGCCGCGGAGGAAGACAGGACCUCCCGCGCUGCUCUAGCGACCCUUCGCAGAGUCCCACCGCCACAGGCCUCGGGCCAGCGGCGAGGAGCUGUCUCCCCCAGCCCCCGUCCCGCGGCCCCCCGCCGCCCCCAACCCCGCCCCACGGGCCCGGCGCCAUGAGUGAGCUGGAGCAACUGAGACAGGAGGCUGAGCAGCUCCGGAACCAGAUCCGGGAUGCCCGAAAAGCAUGUGGGGAUUCAACACUGACCCAGAUCACAGCUGGGCUGGACCCAGUGGGGAGAAUUCAGAUGAGGACGCGGAGGACCCUCCGCGGGCACCUGGCAAAAAUCUAUGCCAUGCACUGGGGGACAGAUUCAAGGCUGCUGGUCAGCGCCUCCCAGGACGGGAAGCUCAUCAUCUGGGACAGCUAUACCACCAACAAGGUCCAUGCCAUCCCUCUGCGCUCCUCCUGGGUCAUGACCUGUGCCUACGCGCCCUCAGGGAACUUUGUGGCCUGUGGGGGGCUGGACAACAUCUGCUCCAUCUACAGCCUCAAGACCCGUGAGGGCAAUGUCAGGGUCAGCCGGGAGCUGCCUGGCCACACUGGGUACCUGUCGUGCUGCCGCUUCCUGGAUGACAACCAAAUCAUCACCAGCUCUGGGGACACGACCUGUGCCCUUUGGGACAUCGAGACAGGACAGCAGACGGUGGGUUUUGCCGGACACAGUGGAGAUGUGAUGUCCCUGUCGCUGGCCCCUGAUGGCCGCACCUUUGUGUCAGGUGCCUGUGACGCCUCCAUCAAGCUGUGGGACGUUCGGGAUUCUAUGUGCCGACAGACCUUCAUUGGCCACGAAUCAGACAUCAAUGCCGUGGCUUUCUUCCCCAAUGGCUAUGCCUUCACCACGGGCUCCGAUGAUGCCACGUGCCGCCUCUUUGACCUGCGGGCUGACCAGGAGCUCCUCAUGUACUCCCACGACAACAUCAUCUGCGGCAUCACCUCUGUUGCCUUCUCCCGCAGCGGCCGGCUGCUGCUCGCUGGCUACGACGACUUCAACUGCAACAUCUGGGACGCCAUGAAGGGUGAUCGUGCAGGUGUCCUUGCUGGCCACGACAACCGCGUGAGCUGCCUUGGGGUCACUGAUGAUGGCAUGGCUGUGGCCACAGGCUCCUGGGACUCCUUCCUCAAGAUCUGGAACUAACAGCUGCCACCCCACUGAGCCCAGGCCAGGAGGGGCCCUGCCCAUGCCCACACUACAGACCGGGAGCUUUGGGGCUGGGUGCACACCAAGCCCCCCUCCCCGGGCCACCGGGCCUUGGGUCCCUGCUCCCCUACCCAGGUUUGGUUCCUCCCGGGGGCCCCCACUGUGGAGAUGAAGAUGGGAUAGAAUGGGGGGGAGAGGAGGGGCAGAAAGCCCUCAUCCUUUUGCUGCCCUGGGGUUGGGGCCUCAUCCCUCUGGAGGGCCAGAGGCAGGAGGUAGACACUCCAGGGGCUGGCUUUUUUAAAACUGGUUUUAUUUUAAUUUUUAUUAUAUUUUCAGUUUUUCCAUAAAGGAACCAAUUCCAACUCUG